Messenger RNA from Sinocyclocheilus grahami, 708 nucleotides. Its product is annotated as coiled-coil domain-containing protein 33-like. The coding region runs from base 16 to 708 and encodes 230 amino acids. The transcript has 6 exons. The record is from RefSeq and is a predicted model, not a curated record. Gene Ontology annotation, cellular component: peroxisome. NCBI's taxonomy places the organism in Eukaryota, Metazoa, Chordata, Actinopteri, Cypriniformes, Cyprinidae.
GAACCGUCCAGCCUCAUGCAGAACUCAGAGAAACCACCGAAUGAACCUGCGAGCGCACAGAUGGAAAGGGGUUCCUAUGAUUUGCCGUCACAUGACGCUCUCUCAAAAAUCCUGCCGGAGUAUCUUCACCUCCUCAAAAAGCUUAGAACUCAGACCAGGACAGAAUCUGUACCACAGAAAAAGUCAAAGUCUCAGCUCAACCGAACGUUUGAUGUUCAAUCACCACUCAAAAGUCCACCAAUGCCUGAUUUCGAAGAUGACCCUCAUGCAGGUGAAGUCACUGAACAUCAAACUAAAGAGCUGGAAAACUACCGUGCGGCGAUGCAUAAGAUGGCAGAUGACAUCCUGGCGCUGCGCUCUCAGGUGAGCGCGCUGGAGUCUGAGAACAGUCAGCUGCGGCGGGAUCUGUCUCUGCAUCAGGACCUCACCCUGCUGGACGACACCGACACUGACGUCAUGACCAAGAGCGAGAUUGCUGACCGGAUCGAUGCAGAGGAGCUCAAGAGGAGAGAGAUCGAGCCUGUGCUGGCGGCAGAAAACUCUCGACUCAGAGAAGAGCUGCAAAGACUGCGUAAUCUCCCACCACCUGUUAUCAUUCAGCAGCCUGUGCAGACCCAUCAGCCUUUCUCAGACAGUGAGAAGCUGGAGUUAUUGACACAGCUGGCGAGAGCCGAGGGUCGAAUCCAGACACUGGAACAACAGGUUUGA